Messenger RNA from Vitis vinifera (wine grape), 1240 nucleotides. RefSeq names its product DNA oxidative demethylase ALKBH2. The coding region runs from base 145 to 792 and encodes 215 amino acids. The transcript is spliced from 4 exons. NCBI's taxonomy places the organism in Eukaryota, Viridiplantae, Streptophyta, Magnoliopsida, Vitales, Vitaceae. Gene Ontology annotation, biological process: DNA repair. The record is from RefSeq and is a predicted model, not a curated record.
UCUUGCCUUGUUCGCCGCUUGGGGUCAAAACGCAGCGUUUUGGGUCUUCGAGCCUCCGUCCCCGCCAAAACGCGUGUUUUUGGGCUCUUUCUACGUUGAGCAGUUUAUUUCUGUUAUAUUCCCCCCACCCCCCCUCUCUUUCCAAUGAAUUUCAAAUUUAAAGCCGGGUCCAAAUCAACAAACCCUAACCCUAGCCCUAAUCCUAACAAUGAAGGUGGAAAGAGACAGAGCAUUGAUCUUGGAAACGGAAGCGACCUCAUCUACAUUCCACGGUUCCUAGCCUUCGAAGAAUCGUGGAAAUGGUUCGAUUACCUCAACAAAGAAAUUCCAUGGACCAGACCCACUAUUCGCGUCUUCGGCCGAUCUUGCGUCCAGCCUAGAGACACAUGUUAUGUUGCAAGUGUAGGAUUGCCAGAACUAAGUUAUAGUGGAUACCAGCCACAUGCCUAUACUUGGGAUGAUUAUCCUCCGCUCAAGGAUAUAUUGGAUGCAGUACACAAAGCUCUGCCUGGGAGUAGUUUUAAUAGCUUGCUCUUAAAUAGGUAUAAAGGUGGCAAUGACUAUGUGGGUUGGCAUUCCGAUGAUGAGAAGCUUUAUGGUUCGACUCCGGAAAUUGCAUCUAUUUCUUUUGGUUGUGAACGUGAGUUCUUCUUGAAGAAAAAACCCAGUAAAGUGUCCCAAGGAAUUUUGACCAUCUGUCACCGUAUACAAUGCGGACAAUUAGGGUUUCUUGCAAAAGCAACUGGGACAGUAUGUCAUUCACCAGGGUUUCUCUUGACAGCUUCUACUUAGUUUCUCAUGAAAAAGCAAUGGAACUUCCAGGAAUUAUAUAUUUAAAAUUAUCUUUUGAUGUGCAAGUCUCAGAUAGUCGAUCUAACGGUGAACCUGUGAACAAGCGGGCAAAGAAGAGCAGCAGUGUUGAUCAUCAUUCUUUCACACUAAAGCAUGGAUCAAUGUUAGUGAUGAGAGGCUACACUCAGAGAGACUGGGUCCACUCAGUCCCCAAGCGUGCAAAAGCAGAUGCAACCCGCAUCAACCUCACCUUCAGGCAUGUUAUUUGAUGGGCUGUUGGAUAACGGGCAGAGGUAAUUCAUUGUCCAGCUUCUAUUCUAUUACCAUUUGCCUGUGGGUCUCAGAAAACUUCCUGCUACAAGGCAAAAUAUCUUAUAUUUCUGUUAGAAAGGGAAAAGGAAAACAUAAUUUGCUUGAUUAUGGACACUAGAAGGUUUUUGGAUGGUGA